CUCUCUAGUUGCUGCCGGGAUUGGCGCUGUGAAAAUGCGGCAUGAAUGCGGCUUUUGGACCGGGUCAUUACGGGGAGAAGGCGAGACAAAGUCGUGCCAUGAUCUUUACUUUUGUUGAAUCUGUGGACCUUUUCUUGAAAAUCUUUUUUUAUAGAUAAACGUCUUCGGGCCUGUCUGUCCCCGGGAUCUUGAAAUCUUUCCUUCUCCGCAUAUAACCAUUAGGCAUAUAUAACCUUGAUUUCCCACUGCUUGUUUGUUUUCCUACGGAGUAUCACUGCUACUGUUUUUUUUCAUUCUCCAAGUUCCUGUCGUGUUAGUGCUUGAUAGUGUUUUGAAAGUGUCUUUGUUAUAUCUUCUUGUACUAUUACCAUCUACCCUUGACUUCCACUCAGAGCAGCCAGCAUCUUCAGCAUCAACUCAGACAAUGGCCUUGACUGCCCAACAGGUCAAGCUAGUCAGGGAUACCAUCCCAGCCCUGACGGAGCAUGGAGAGCUCAUUGCCAGCACCUUUUACGGCAACAUGCUCAGAGCCCACCCCGAGCUCAACGACUACUUCAACACGGUCAACAUGGCCAACGGCCGCCAGCCCCGGGCCCUCAUUGCCAUCAUCCUCAGCUUCGCCAACAACAUCACGCACAUCACCGAGCUGAUCCCCAAAAUGGAGCGCAUGUGCCAGAAGCACUGCUCGCUGGGCAUCUUGCCCGAGCACUACGACAUUGUGGGCAAGUAUCUCAUCGCCGCCUUUGGGGAGAUCCUCGGCCCGGCCAUGACCCCCGCGGUGCAGAUUGCCUGGAACAAGGCGUACUGGGUGCUCGCAAAGAUGCUCAUCGGGCGAGAAGCCCAGCUGUAUCACGACUGGCAGCAUUGGCAGGGCUGGCGGCGCUUCCGCGUCCAGCAAAAGGUGGAGGAAUCCGACGACGUCUUCUCGUACUAUCUAGUCCCCGAGGAUGGCAAGCUGCUGCCGUCGUUUAUGCCGGGCCAGUACGUCUCGGUGCGUGUCAUGGUGCCCGAGAUUGGAUACUGGCAGAACCGGCAGUACUCGCUGAGCGAGCAGCCCAAGCAGGACUUUUACCGCAUCACCAUCAAGCGUGAUCGGGGAGCGCAGACGGUCCGCCAGCCGAGCUAUCUGUGGUCCUCGUACGGCACGCAUCCCGGCGUCGUGUCCAACAUGAUCAUCGACCAGAAGAACGUCGGCGACAUUCUCGAGCUCACGCAUCCCGCGGGCGAGUUCUUCCUCGACACCUUCAGCACGGCCAACGCGCCGCUGGUGCUGCUCUCCGCCGGCGUGGGCGUCACGCCCAUGGUGUCCAUCCUCAACGCCGUCAUCGACAAGCAGCCCAGCCGGCCCAUCUCCUGGAUCCAAGGGUCGCGGGACUCGGUGCCCUUUUACCUGCACGUGCGCAAAAUCGCCCGCGACAGGCCCAGCAUGAAGGUCAACAUCUUCAAGACGCAGCUUGCGGACUCCGACCUGGCGGGCAUCACGUACGACCACGACGCAAAGAUUGACCUUGCAAAGGUGCACCGGGAGGACCUCUGGCUGGACAACUCGACGACGGAGUACUUUGUCUGCGGGCCGGAGCAGUUCAUGAUGGAGAUGGCGAAGCGGCUGAGGGAGUUUGGCGUCGGCAGCGACAGGAUCAAGCUGGAGCUGUUUAGCACGGGCGAUACCGAGUUCCAGGUCGAUGCGCUGAGUAUUGCUUCGGGCCGGUCGUUGGGGGCGCCGAGGUCUGGAGUGGCUUCUGGAGCGGCAUCUACGAAUAGCGGCGGCGAUUAGAGAAACGACGACGACGACGACGGGGAGUGUUUAAAGACAGCAACGCAAACGCAACGCAGAUUGCAUAUUACAUCAAGAUGAUUUCUACACAACAAUUAACGCAAGUCAAGGAAACGAAACGUAAUGGGUCAAAUUGGUUGGAGCAUAGAUGGUAGAUAAACCCAGGCAACAUGGAAAGGGAUUUUGAUUGGAAUGGAUGGAUGGAUGGUAUUCUUUUUUUGGAACAACUUUUUUUUUUUGGAAUCAUGCAUUGUUUUUACAAGAAUGGUGGUUAGAGAGAGAUGGAGCAUAACGACAUGUUUGAAUAUUGAAUACAACACCAUUUCUCCUCCUUUGAAGCACCUGUACGUAUUAGAAUUGGAUAAUACCUACAAGAGAACACAGCCACAUGACUCUCCUGUACCUUA
Trichoderma atroviride IMI 206040 is the source of this 2181-nucleotide messenger RNA. RefSeq lists its product as uncharacterized. The record is from RefSeq and is a predicted model, not a curated record. Gene Ontology annotation, molecular function: oxygen binding; FAD binding; heme binding. Gene Ontology annotation, biological process: cellular response to nitrosative stress; nitric oxide catabolic process. Gene Ontology annotation, cellular component: intracellular anatomical structure. NCBI's taxonomy places the organism in Eukaryota, Fungi, Ascomycota, Sordariomycetes, Hypocreales, Hypocreaceae.